AGUCGGGAUUUUUGAGUCUGGUUGUUUUCUAACUUCGGGAUGUGGACGUCCCAGUUGCUACUGUUUUGUUGGCGAAAAGGGCAAGUUUCGCAUCUUCCGUCUUCCACUACUCCCAAGGACUCACGGAAUACUUUGUUUCUAAACCACGACAGACUAACUCGAGCCAAGAGCUGCCCCCGAACUUCACAGGUCUCGUUCCUACCGGUAUCCCGAAUUUUAAUUUCACCGACGUUUGACAAUCCCUAGUUUCAGCAGCCUGGUUGGAACAGUCCUCGUUGAAGAUAAGGGCAAGUGUCCAGAGGAUGGUUGGGAUGAAAGUACACUUGAACUCUUUUUGCAUGAACUUGCAAUCAUGGACAGCAACAACUUCCUGGGUAAUUGUGGUGUUGGUGAAAGAGAAGGGAGAGUGGCAUCUGCAUUAGUUGCUCGGCGUCAUUACAGGUUCAUUCAUGGAAUUGGACGAUCGGGUGAUAUUUCUGCUGUGCAACCAAAAGCUGCAGGUUCUAGCCUUUUGAACAAAAUUACCAAUUCUUUGGUCCUGGACAUCAUAAAGUUGGCUGGUGUCCAUACAGUGACCAACUGCUUUGUAGUUCCUAUGGCAACUGGUAUGAGUCUAACCUUGUGUUUCUUAACAUUACGACACAGAAGACCAAAGGCAAAAUAUAUUAUAUGGCCGAGAAUAGACCAGAAGUCCUGCUUUAAAUCCAUGAUCACUGCAGGUUUUGAACCUGUGGUGAUAGAGAACGUGUUAGAAGGUGACGAACUGCGCACAGACCUGGAAGCAGUGGAGGCUAAAGUCCGGGAACUUGGGCCUGAUCACAUUCUGUGCGUUCAUUCUACUACCUCCUGUUUUGCUCCAAGGGUGCCUGAUAGAUUAGAAGAACUGGCUGUGAUUUGUGCUGAUUACGGCAUUCCGCACGUAGUCAACAAUGCGUACGGGGUGCAGUCUUCCAAAUGUAUGCACCUCAUCCAGCAGGGGGCUCGAGUUGGUAGAAUAGAUGCUUUCGUACAGAGCUUGGACAAAAAUUUCAUGGUUCCAGUAGGUGGCGCUAUAAUUGCUGGCUUUAAUGACUCCUUCAUUCAGGAAAUCAGCAAGAUGUAUCCAGGAAGAGCUUCUGCUUCACCUUCUUUAGAUGUCCUUAUUACUUUAUUAUCACUUGGAUCAAAUGGCUAUAAGAAGCUAUUAAAAGAAAGAAAGGAAAUGUUUUCAUAUUUGUCCAGCCAACUAAAGAAGCUGUCAGAAACCUACAAUGAAAGACUGUUGCAUACACCUCACAAUCCCAUAUCUUUAGCCAUGACACUUAAGACACUAGGUGAAGACGAAGACAAAGCUGUCACUCAGCUUGGCUCAAUGCUGUUUACCAGACAGGUGUCUGGAGCCAGGGUUGUGCCUCUUGGGUCUGUGCAAACCGUGAGUGGCUACACGUUCCAAGGCUUUAUGUCACAUACAAAUAAUUACCCUUGUGCUUACCUAAAUGCUGCUGCAGCCAUUGGAAUGAAGACGCAGGAUGUGGACUUGUUCAUAAAGAGACUUGACAAGUGUUUAAAGGCAGUAAGGAAAGAACAAAAUAAAGAGAGUCAUGUGUCUGGAGUUGACAAUUAUGACAGAACUGAAAACGUGGAUAUUGAAGAAAUGGCUUUAAAACUAGAUAAUGUGCUUCUUGACACAUACCAGAAUUCUUCAUGACAUGUGAAAGGUUUCUCUUUGAUAAUUUGAAAGAAGUGACGAGGCUGCAGUACAAAUAAGCGGUUUAAAGACAAGACCUUAGGUUUUUGAAUUGAGAACUUCGUGGAGAAUGUUUGGUGGAGAACUAGAAUGUGAUCGGAGCUAGUCGCUGAUGACUGUUAGGUUUUUUACUCUUAGACCGCCUCAGUCAUUAUGAUCCUUAACAGAUAAUACACAAUUAACAUUUUCCUAAUUGUUGUCCUAUUUGUCAGUUACGCAUUAUGAUUCCGAUAAUUCUUACAGGACAGUAAAAUUACUUCUUGAUUGCUUUCGAAAUGUGUAGACUGCUUCCUUCUAACCAUUCUCUACCAUUCACACACAGAUUACUUAUGUUUCUGGUCACAGAGAAGGUAGAAAGAUUUGAUGCUACUAUUUACAAGACGUUGAUGUGUCUAAGUCACAGUAUGCCUGCAAAAUGGACAUUGCCCAGGGAAGCAGAGUCAAGCUUUAGUUCGCACUCGGUAGCAAUGUCUCUCCACUGGGGAUGAUUUGCUUAUAUCUAAGCAACGUCUGGGGACAUUUUUGGUUGUCACAACUUGUGGAGUGCAGUCGACAUCCAGGGGUGGAGGCCAGGGGUGUACCGUCAACACCAUACAAUGGACAAGACAGCGUCUCCAGACAGAGAAUUAUCCAGCCCCGAAUCUCAGUGGUACUGAGGUCGAGAAAUCCUACUCUAAAGUAAACGAACUCCUCAAGUAAAGAAGUUUGCCAUAGCAACUUUAAUUAUUCAGUAGUGCUUCAAAGAAGAAAGCUCUAUAAAUGUUAUCAAAUUAUACAGUGUUAGACUCUUUUUUUAAAGCGUAUUUAUUUAUUUUGAGAGAGAGAGAGAAAGCAUGGGUGUAGGAUGGGCAGAGAGAGAGAGGGAGAGAGAGAGAAUCCCAAGUAGGCUCCAAGCUGUCAGUGCAAAGCCCAACAGGGGCUUGAAGCCACAAACUGUGAGAUCGUGACCUGAGCUGAGGUCAAGAGCCAGAUGCUUCGCUGACUGAGCCACCCAGGCACCUGUACAGUGUCAGACUCGUAAGCAAUAACCAGGGUUACUGGUUGUAAACAUGAGAUUAUAUGGCAUUUGUUCAUUUCCCCAUUUGGGCAAGUGAAACUUUAUUCCACUGUUUUUUGCUUUAAGCGGCCUUUGUAUGUUGUUUAUUUCGUUCAGGUGUUGUGCACAGCCAUUAUCAGGAGUGGUUAACCUGGGAAUCUGGGGACGUGUUUUUGCUGGGGAGAUGAAAAUGUUGUAGGAUAAACAGGUGUGUUCUCCCCUCCCUGCCCACACGCUCAAUUUCUGAGUCUGCUAUUCCAGACUUGCCGGCUAUCACAGUUAUUUGUGUUGUUUAUUUUUAAGAACUAGACUAUGGUCUCAAAGCCCGAGGGAUUAGUGAAGUCUCCGAACACCAAAAUGCCAAAGCCAUGUUUCUCAAGACCUGCCCUGUGGAGCCGUGUUCCUAGGAGGUGCUCACGGGGAUAAAUGUUCAGAGGCAGAUAAUCUGGGGCCCUUGCAAACCUGCCUAUCGGCACAUGAAAGGCUCUAAGAACUGGUUGGAAACCAGCUUGAGUGUGUCCUUAUCUGAAGAUGAAACCCCUAUUUUCAGUUAGACGCCUACUGACAUCCCACUGAACAUGCUUUUGAGAACACUGCAGUCGAGAAUGCUGCCUUUGUUUCCGGGUUGUCUUUUUCCCUGUUGAUUUGGUAGAGUGUAAACUGCGGUAAACACGAGCUCAGAGGGAUGCCACUCCCAUCAACGUGGAAGUUAAAGUACUUUGACACUAGCUUGACAACCUUGGAAGUCAAGGCUGUGGAGAUAAAGUACUCAAUUAUAAAUAUUGUAAAGGUUACUUUUAAAUUAUUGUAUCCUUGGGGUUCAAAUAUUUUAGCUAUAGCUCCAAUAAUACAUUUCAGAGGAGUAAAUCCUGGAUUAAAAGGUUGUGUGAGGCUUUUUUUUAUGUGAAUUUGGGACCGAGUUGUAGAACCAAUAAAGCUGAAGAGCCCCAGCGGACCCUCUGGGGUCCACGAGAGGGGAUGAAGAGAUGUUGCAAAUGUACGUGCUGGCGGCACGGCUUAACUGGACACGUGAGCCAAGGUUGUUUUAUAGAACGAGUGAUCUGUAUUGUGUGCUCAUCAUUUAGCUGGAGAAGGCCAGAGCCGAGAGACCAGCAAAUGUUUUCUCAUCUGCAGUGUAUCAGCACUUCUUGGGCUUCAGCUGCUGAAUAGAUAAUAAUUCUAAUUGAAGAUAAAUUACAUGAACCCACAUGUGAAUGAUAGAUGUGUUGUAACAUUUCAUUCCUGGUGCAUAAAAUCAGCUGCAGUUUUUAUUAUUAGUUCUUUCUUUUCAGAGGUUUUGGAAUAACAGCCCUAUUCCUGCUGGUUUAAAUCUGACCUUGAGGUCCUGGAAUUCACGAGAGUUUUUGAAGGGGUGUCGUAGGUUUCCUUUGCUCCCAGCCAAGCAUCAUUUUCACUCACUCUCGCCCAUUUUCACGUGUAAGUGUAAAAAAGUAUACACGUACAAUUAUUUAUUUUAAAUUAUUGGUACCAUUGGGUAAGCCUCAUAAUUGGCCUAGUUACCCUUGAACUGUGGCAGAGGGGCAUCGGCUGAUAGAUUUUCCAAUCAUGACCCAGCUGCCCUUAUUAAGGCUCUCAGGUAGAGUUUUUGGAGUUUGGUUCUUAAAGUCACUGGACUGUGGUAGUCUUCCCAGAAAAGAAAAUUGAGUAACACAGAAUAUUCUUUAGGUCACUACACAAUGUGUUACUUAUACGCACAGCAGGGAAAGGUAUUUUAAAAUCCAGCUCUCAAUUUGGCUCCUAUGUCCUCUGUUGAUGAAUUCUUGCUCUAUCAGGGAAUGAUAUGUGAUACCAGCCUUAGGAACUCGGUGUUCAACUAUAAAUCUUUCUAUUUAGCUUUUUGUAUUAGUUGAAUGAAGUUAUAGAGUGUGAAUUAUUGACUACAGUUCUGUUCAGCCAGUAGGCACUUGAUAUACACAAUGGUAAAUUUAAAUAUAAAUUAAGUUUUUUCUGGUACUUCUCCCCAGCACCCCAAAACACUGUCAUUGAGGCCUAAGCUCUUGGAUGUGUUUUUAUUUCUAGACUAUAUACCUAUGAUAGGUGUAAAAUUUAAAUUAAAUAAAGGCAAUUUUUUUUAACCAGU
Molecule: messenger RNA, 4863 nt
Organism: Acinonyx jubatus (cheetah)
Lineage: Eukaryota; Metazoa; Chordata; Mammalia; Carnivora; Felidae
Gene: SEPSECS
Product: Sep (O-phosphoserine) tRNA:Sec (selenocysteine) tRNA synthase
Exons: 11
Coding region: 353-1687 (444 amino acids)
Biological process (GO): conversion of seryl-tRNAsec to selenocys-tRNAsec; selenocysteine incorporation
Molecular function (GO): tRNA binding; O-phosphoseryl-tRNA(Sec) selenium transferase activity
Source: RefSeq, a predicted model, not a curated record